Messenger RNA from Hansenula anomala, 381 nucleotides. RefSeq lists its product as uncharacterized. Gene Ontology annotation, cellular component: membrane. Bases 1 to 381 code for a protein of 126 amino acids. NCBI's taxonomy places the organism in Eukaryota, Fungi, Ascomycota, Saccharomycetes, Phaffomycetales, Wickerhamomycetaceae. The record is from RefSeq and is a predicted model, not a curated record. The transcript has a single exon.
AUGAAUACCCAACCAGGAGACUACAAAUACCCAGAACAACAACAACAACAGCCUCAACAACAACAACAACAACAGUCUCAACAGCCUGUCGUUAUUGUUCAACACCCAGAACAGCCAGAACAACCAAGACAAUACUCAACUUUAUCCAAAGUCUUGUUAUACAUCAGUGUUAUCAUCCCUCCAAUCCCAGUUAUAAUUGUCGCUACUGACGCUAAUGACAUUUUCAUCAAUUUAUGUUUAUUAUUCCUUUUCGGUGUUGGCGCUUUGUUCCAUUCGAUUUAUGUUGUUUAUAAAUACACUAGUGGUGAAAAGAGUUAUGGUGCUUGGAUCAAGAAGUAUGGCCAUAAGAAUGAAAAGAGACCAUCUGGUGGGAAUGUUUAA